AUUUCGUUCAAAUGGCUGUAUUUUGGAUACUGCCAUUUUUUGGGGGUUACACAUACGACGUUUUUGGUUUAACAUUUCUGAAAUAGAAUAAAAGUAAUGACGAGCCUCCUCAGAUGAUAAUAUGGUGGUCCUACCCCAAGCAUCUGAUCCUCUCCUUCGAGCUAUCCAUCUACCCUGCAUGUAAAGACGACCGAGCUAUUCUUUUACGGUUAUGCCUCCGCUGAUCUAAAUUUAUACAACAGGAAAGUAUAUUAGCCUUGGCACUUGUCCCUACCGCAGUGAUGGGAUGAAGCUACCAGUUAUUAAAAGUAGAAAUACAUUACAGUGCUACAAAGAGUGUUCCUUGAUAAUUUUUAUUCAGAAUUUAUCGCUUACCUUCAUAUCGCAAUGUCGUUGAGACUGUUGACAUCAUUGAACUGUGGAUAUUACUGAAUACUGAACUGUAUAAAUAUUCGUCAUUGUAUCUGAAAUGGGUAGAAAGAAAUGCCAUCGGUCUCUUCGAAGUAAUCUUUCAUCAGCAAAGACAAUUCAGCAAAUUAAUCGCAGGGAGGUUAAUCAGCAUUGUGAAAGGUUACUCAGAUUAUGCAGCGAUCCUACGUACACCACGAGACUAUGGGAAAGUUAUCUGGAGAUUUUCUCGAUUUUGGAGAAGAUUAAGCGCCUCGAAGAGAUGAAGACAACGUCAACAACACCACGUGCAUCAGCGAUACAGCAGUUUGUCGAGUGGUUGCAAAGUCAUGGAGCGAAAAUUGAAGGUGUCAGCAUCACUGAAUUUGCAGGCUUCGACCUUGGGAUAAGAGCUGACAAAGAUUAUCAUGCGAAUGAACUGGUAUUGGAGAUUCCCAGAGAAGUCAUUUUUAGUGUUGAGACUGCUGCUCCAGAACUAUCUUCCAUCAUGAGUGAUCCAAUAAUUCAAAACAUGCCACAAGUAGCCCUGGCUAUUGCUCUCCUGGUAGAAAAGCACAAGGAUAGUUCGAAGUGGAAACCUUACUUGCACAUGCUACCCACAAGUUAUCGUACUGUACUUUAUAUGAGUACCAACGACAUGGCUGAGCUGAAAGGAAGUCCUACACUGGAAGCAGCUCUAAAACAGUGUAGAAAUAUUGCUCGUCAAUAUUCGUACUUCAACCAAAUGUUCCAAAGUAGCGGUAACAGUAAUGAGGUCUCUCAAAUAUUGAAGGACGUAUUCACCUAUGAAGAAUAUUGCUGGGCAGUUUCUACGGUCAUGACACGUCAAAAUAUCAUUCCCAGUAGAAACAGUGGAGAAAUGAUCCAUGCGCUUAUUCCUAUGUGGGACAUGUGUAAUCAUGAAGCAGGAGUGAUCACGACGGAUUUCAAUAUCAACUCGGAUAUGUGUGAGUGCUAUGUGAAACGGGAAUUCAAGCAUGGAGAGCAGAUAUUCAUAAAUUACGGACCUCGCACGAAUUCGGAUUUUUUUGUCCACUCUGGAUUCGUAUACCCAAAUAACACAAACGAUGGAUUCAAAUUACGACUGGGUAUCAGCAAAUCUGAUCCAUUAUUUGACGACAGGAUGAAACUAUUGAAAAAGUUGGAGUUUUCAACUACAAAUAUAUCGUUUAUCCUGAGUAACAGCGGUGAGCCAGUUUCGGAUGAAUUACUGGCAUUCUUAAGGGUCUUCAGUAUGAGGAAAUUUGAACUGGAGCAUUGGUUAGACUCUCCUAAGGUUCUCGAUCUGAAGCAUCGAGAUUGCGCACUUGAUACUGUUGUUGAGACCAAUGUCCGGAAAUUUCUCCUGACACGGCUUAAAUUACUUAUGGCUAAUUAUCCGACUACUGUAGAGGAGGACUUGAAGAUCAUCAGCACAACAAUGUCACCAAUGAGAAAAAUGGCAGUGGAGCUGCGUCUCUCAGAAAAAAAAAUUUUAAUUCAAGCGAUCGAGUACGUGGAGCAGUGGAUGAAGGCGUAAGAAACGUCAACAGUUAUAUGUUCUGAUUGAUCCUAGACCGGAAAGUGAUUCAUUAUGGGAUUUUAGGAUGGCUGUAAGAUCAAGAUUAUAUUGUGGAGAAUGAAUUUUAUUUUUACAAAUAUUCGGUAGAUCCUUGUAAAUUAAAUCAGAUGAUAAUAAAUCAGAAGAUAAAAUGUC
Molecule: messenger RNA, 2104 nt
Organism: Diachasmimorpha longicaudata
Lineage: Eukaryota; Metazoa; Arthropoda; Insecta; Hymenoptera; Braconidae
Gene: Setd3
Product: actin-histidine N-methyltransferase
Exons: 7
Coding region: 470-1927 (485 amino acids)
Biological process (GO): peptidyl-lysine monomethylation; peptidyl-lysine trimethylation; actin modification
Molecular function (GO): protein-L-histidine N-tele-methyltransferase activity; protein binding; protein-lysine N-methyltransferase activity
Source: RefSeq, a predicted model, not a curated record